AUGAGUAGCGUCGCCAGGAGCCACUCCGGGUGCCAGUUCCUGGUCCGGAUGGUGGCCGGGGGCGGGGCCGCCGCGGCGAAGCUGGUGUUCGAGGAGGUCGCCGGCGACAUCGUCCGGCUCAUGGUCCACAGCGUCGCCCACGAGGUCGUGGCGAAGUUGGUGGAGCACUGGACCGACGAGCAUGUCACGCACGUGCUCCAGACCCUUGCGGCGUCUCCCGACCAGAUCCUCGCGGUGGCCAGAAACCAUGCAGGGUCCAAGAUCCUGCAGACGCUGAUAGGCAGAAUGGCUGGGAAGCCCGGGCACGCUGAGCUCUUCACCAGCGCCCUCGCCCGCGCUGGCGAGCACGGCGUGACCUCCCUCGUGGAGCACGCGGACGGCAGCAGCGUGUUGAUGAAAUGCCUCGACACGUUCUCCGCCGAGCAGAACCGGCAAAACAGCUUCUUCCUCCACCGCGACAGGCACGGCUGCAACGUGGUGAGCAAGUGCAUCGACAAGGCCGCCGGCGACGAGCAGCUGCUCAACUCGCUCGCCGCCGCCGUGUGCACGGACGCGGUCGCGCUCGCAGAGCACGGCUACGGGAACUUCGUGGUGCAGCACGUGAUGGCGGCGGCGCCGGAGGCGAGGGGCUGGCUGCACGCGGCGUUCCGGGGGAGGUUCGUGAGCCUGUCGACGCAGGCGGCCAGCAGCCACGUGGUGCAGCGGUGCCUGGACGUCUUCUCCCCGGAGCAGGCCGACGAGAUCGUCGGGGAGCUGCUCAUACAAAUGCACAGCAUGCUACUGGAUACUAUCAGUGCGCACCAAAGCUUGCUGCGGGAUGACAGGAUCGCCAGGGAGGUCUUCCGGGAACUCCGAAGGUUAUACCGGUGA
This is a messenger RNA of Panicum virgatum (switchgrass), 870 nucleotides long. RefSeq names its product putative pumilio homolog 7, chloroplastic. The transcript has 5 exons. Gene Ontology annotation, biological process: post-transcriptional regulation of gene expression. The record is from RefSeq and is a predicted model, not a curated record. Gene Ontology annotation, cellular component: cytoplasm. Gene Ontology annotation, molecular function: mRNA binding. The coding region runs from base 1 to 870 and encodes 289 amino acids. Lineage: Eukaryota; Viridiplantae; Streptophyta; Magnoliopsida; Poales; Poaceae.